Molecule: messenger RNA, 1504 nt
Organism: Botrytis cinerea B05.10
Lineage: Eukaryota; Fungi; Ascomycota; Leotiomycetes; Helotiales; Sclerotiniaceae
Exons: 1
Coding region: 65-1321 (418 amino acids)
Source: RefSeq, a predicted model, not a curated record
GUAUCACCCUCGAUUAUAGUAACUAUAUCCCAAAUCGACAGCAUUCUUUCCAAUCCGGUACAUAAUGGACUCCAAUGCUUGGCCUAUUCCAUGGCCACGGGAACUUCCGGUCGUGGUUCGGAGCUUGCAAAAGCUACCGCGAGAGAUAGUCCACCAAGUUUUGAGCGAUUUACCAUUCAUCAAGAUACUAUCGCUUCUCUCUUGGAAACUACCAUACAUCGAUGAAUGUGUUCUUUCUCACAUAGUCUAUGGACGAUUAUUCAGCUCACAAGGUGAAAUAUCGCAUGCGGUGAACCACUACACACUCUACCGCGAGAUGUGCUGGUUUCACCGCUGGCCUCCUGCAGACGCAGACUCUUUGUUCGCAAGAUCGCCCCAGAUGCUCUUGAGUGACUGGAGAAACUUGGAUUACAUGAUCAAAGAAAUGAGAUGCCUGAUUAGAGCUGGCUUGAACAUAGACUAUCGUUAUCUCGAUCUUUUCGUCAAGUAUGGAAGACCUCGUCCACGCAACAUAGACAUUAACUUUGAUGGGCUUGGAUCUUCUCUCAAUUUGAAGAAUUGCUGGGACUAUUGGAAUUGGGUCAAGGAUGCGAAGAUGCAGCUUAAUGAACGGAAAUCCGAACAGAUCAAAUUUUCGGCGCGCUUGAUUGAAAAAUAUCCACGAAUUCUUAAAAGAUCACUUGAUCCAUCUCAGGGGGCUCCUCGGCCCAACACUACUCAUCUUGUGGUUCAGCUUGAUAGACUAGCGAUGAAAAAUCUUAACAGCAGAAAGUUGCUUCACUAUCGGGGCUCUAAUCAACGCCUGCACAAGUCGGGCAGAUAUGUUAUUGAACUAGUACCAUAUGAUCGAUACCUUCGGUUACUUCUUGAUACGGUAGCCAAGUAUCCACUCGAUGUCGAAGUUACUGGUCUUGAGGAAACUCUAGCCAACGUCUCCUUACAUAAUGGCGGCAAAGGAGCAUUUUUAGAAAAUGCCGAGUCGGCAACUAUGACUGAAACGCAACCUAAUGAUUUCAAGUACCCAGAAGACAUUGCCGAUAGUUUAAGAACAGUGUUAAAGGGUCUGAUGUAUAAAUACACAGAGCCGCAAUUGACCAGACCUCGAGUGCAAUGGGAACCACUAAGAGAUGUCGAUUCGUCGGAGAAGUGGCCAAGGUUCUUUGUUGAUAAGAAGGAAAAUGAACGUCCACACUUCGAGUAUGCAAGGGAAAAUGAUGGGACAAAACCUUGCGAUGACAGAGAGUAUGAAUGGAUUGCAGCUUUUGCCAAGGUAGUCACAUGGAUAGAACUAAACAUUGAGCCGGUAAAGGAAGGUUUCUAAAUCUUCAUCGAUUGGGAAUGUACGUAUUACCCAUGGCAGUCAGUCUGAAGCAGUCUGGAAAAGGUCUUACUCAUGCUUUUGCGAGGGAAAACAUUUUUGUUAAAUUCUCAGAGUCAUUCUACCAUGAUCGUGGAAAGCGGAUCACCGUAUACAAGAGAACAAUUUUCAAUCAUCUGCUGCUUA